Messenger RNA from Salarias fasciatus (jewelled blenny), 2232 nucleotides. Its product is annotated as zinc finger protein with KRAB and SCAN domains 7-like. The transcript is spliced from 7 exons. Lineage: Eukaryota; Metazoa; Chordata; Actinopteri; Blenniiformes; Blenniidae. Gene Ontology annotation, biological process: regulation of transcription by RNA polymerase II. Bases 46 to 2019 code for a protein of 657 amino acids. Gene Ontology annotation, cellular component: nucleus. The record is from RefSeq and is a predicted model, not a curated record. Gene Ontology annotation, molecular function: DNA-binding transcription factor activity, RNA polymerase II-specific; RNA polymerase II transcription regulatory region sequence-specific DNA binding.
UCACAAGUUAUAAAAACUUGAUAAAUCAUUAGUCAAAUUAAAAACAUGGUUCGAGUGUGUGCCUAUCCAAGCUGUUUCAAUCAAAUGAAGCGUCGGUGCCUGAGGAGAUCCCGUUAUGUGACUUUCCACAAGUUACCUGUCCAGGACCCUGUAAGGCUAAAACUGUGGCUAGGAGCUCUUGGCAAGGAUGUCGGUACCGCCAACGUGGAUUCGCUCAGGGUCUGCAGUGAACACUUUUCAAAGGAUGAUUUCAAAAUGUGUAAAGGAAGACCUUUAUUAAAGACAACAGCUGUGCCGACAGUGUUACAGCUCAGUCCUGGUGCCAUCCUAUCACUGAACAUUAAAUCUGAGGAAGAGGAACCGUGGAGCCCCGAACAUGUGUUCAGUUCUGGUGCCAUCAUAUCAUUAAAGAUUAAAUCUGAGGAAGAGGAACCUACGAGGAGCCCCAAACAUGAGCUCAGUGAAACCUCAGAUGUUCAUGAGACUUUAUUUAAUGGCUCAGAACUACAUGAAAACAGCAUUCCCUGCUCUGGAGCAUCAGAGGAUCUCUCACCAGAUGCUUCGUCCUCCGCUCUUGCUCAGACACAACAGAAAGAGCUGACAACAGACGUGAACCAGAAAAUUGCUGUACUUCUGCAAAUGAAGGGAAAGUUUGUGGUGAAUGAGAAGUGCCUCUUCCAGCUGCUUGGACGCAAUUGCCCCUCCUGUCAGAGCAAGUUACAGAUGGAGAAGGUCACCUAUGAAGCGUUCCUCAUCUUGAACCAACGGUGUCUGAAGUGCGACUACACCAACCAGUGGAAAAACAUGGCCGGUGCCCAUAUCCCAGCAGCAGAGGAUGGAGACGCUGUAGAGGAGACAUCAGAGAGUCAACAGGCCGCGGCGCCAUCGUUCAACAGUGCAGUUGUUUCUGAGAUUGUCGUUUUCAGCGAUGAAGAGAGUGACGCCUCGGAAAAUGUGGAGGAAGCGGAAGAAGAAGAUGAAUCGAGUAAAGACGAGGAGUGGAAUCUAACGGGGGAGGUCUUGCUGGCCGAGGAGCUCGAGCUGGAGUCCGAGAAUGAGGAAGCUGAGGAGGAAUCCACUGACGAGAACAAGUUGGGGGGCGGUGUCGUCCGUGAGCUCUGUGCAGAGUGUGGAAAGUUCUUCGACAAAAGAAAGCAUCAUGUCUGUGCGCACAAAGGGAGGCCCUUUGCCUGCAAUGUCUGUGGCAAGAGAUGCGUGUCGGAGCUGUCCUUGAAAAUCCACUCCCGGAUCCACCAAGAAAACUACCAGCAUCUCUGCAAGUACUGCUAUCUCCCUUUCAAAACCAGAGUGGACAAACAGAAGCACGAGGACGCCCACAAAAUGAAAAACGAUCCCUACAGCUGCUCCGACUGCCCGCAGACAUUCACCUCAUAUAAACAACGACGCAGUCAUCUGCUGACUCACCGAGGCCUCAGGGAGCGCAAAUGUGGAGUUUGUGGGAUGGUUUUCACAAGUUGGGAGCAUCUGGGGAGGCACUCCUUCGUGCACACGGGGCUGAAACCACACAAGUGUUCAGUUUGCGACCGUAGCUUCAAGCAGUCAUCCCACCUGAAAUCCCACAUGCGCCUGCACACAGGGGAGCGGCCGUACGCCUGCUCGCACUGUGACAGGGCCUUCAAUCACAACGUCAGCUUGAAGAGUCACGUCCAGCAGUGCCACGCGUCCAACGGCGGUGCUCAAGACGAGACGGGCCCAGACGUCGAGUUUGACGGUGUUGAAGAGGAGCCGAAAAAGAAAGCAAAAAAUGACCUGAAAAGGAGGAGUUCGGGUCGGCCCGUAGGAAGGCCGAAGAAAACCGCAGAAGAAAAGAACCUUUCAAACACGGCAAGGCCAAAGAGAAGGAGGCCGAAGAAAUCCACCUCCAGUGACGAGGAAAGUGAGGAUGAUGGUGAUUUAUCCUUUGAAUCAGCAGAAGAGGAUGAAGAGGAAGAGGUGAAGAAGCACAGAGGCCUUCCGAAAAGAGCCAAAUAUGACAGUGACUCUGAUUUCAACCCAUAACUCACAAGGAGAAAGAGGACCGAAGCAAAAGAAGUGCAGCAGCCAGAGCAGUGGUGAGGGCUCCGGGAAACCUCGAGGAAGAUGGAGGAAGACCGAGGAAGAGAGCCAUGACCUCAGGGAUUUGAACACAGAAGGACUAACUUACAGGAAUCAAUCAAACCACACACUGCUUUUCAGAAACGUUUUACCUCGUUCUUUGUUCUCAGGAGGGAC